GAGGGGCGGGGAGGGGAGAGUGACCACGAGUCUGAGUGACAGGCGAUGAGAAGGGACGCCAAUAUAUAAAGCUGGCUCCAGAGCGCGCAGGUUUCAGUAGCGGCGCUGCGCGCAGGCCACAAACAUAGAGCCGCGAGCCGCAGCCCACGCCGCGGUGGAGCAGCGUACCCCGGGCAGCAGCCCGCUCGCAGGCGCAGGAUUAGCCCCGAGGACACAUCCUUAGCGCCGCCACCCAGCCACCUUCACCUGGAUUACCUACCGCAGCAGCUGCAAGAGGAGCUGACCCGAAGACGAGCAGCGGGGAGCAGCGCCCCGACAGGAGUCCGGCUUUUCGGGGACCGUGCAGGCCGGCGAACGCACAGGAAAGAGGCGUCCCGAAUAGAGCCAGAUUCGGGGCCGGUCCGCGGGGUGGAGAGAAGGACAGCGCAGGGGAUGGCAGCCGCGUCCCGGAGCGCCUCGGGGUGGGCGCUGCUGCUGCUGCUGUUGGCUCUCAGGCAGCAGCGCGCAGCCGGCUCCGGCGUCUUCCAGCUGCAGCUGCGGGAGUUCGCCAACGAGCACGGCAUGCUGGCCAGCGGGCGGCCGUGCGAGCCUGGCUGCCGGACGUUCUUCCGCGUCUGCCUGAAGCACUUCCAGGCGGUCUUCUCGCCGGGACCCUGCACCUUCGGCAGCGUGUCCACGCCGGUCUUGGGCACCAACUCCUUCGCGGUCCAGGACGACAGUAGCGGCGGGGGGCGCAACCCUCUCCAACUGCCCUUCAAUUUCACCUGGCCGGGAACCUUCUCGCUCAUCAUUGAGGCUUGGCACGCGCCUGGAGACGACCUGCGGCCAGAGGCUCUGCCCCCAGAUGCCCUCAUCAGCAAGAUCAUCAUCCAGGGCUCCCUGACCGUGGGCCAGAAUUGGUUACUGGAUGAGCAGACGAGCACCCUCACCAGGCUGCGCUACUCCUACCGGGUCAUCUGCAGUGACCAUUACUACGGGGACAACUGCUCUCGCUUGUGCAAGAAGCGCAAUGAUCACUUUGGCCACUACGUGUGCCAGCCGGACGGCAGCCUGUCUUGCCUACCUGGAUGGACUGGGGAGUAUUGCGAACUACCUAUCUGCCUUUCUGGCUGCCAUGAACAGAACGGCUACUGCACCAAGCCAGCGGAGUGCCUCUGCCGCCCAGGCUGGCAGGGCCGCCUGUGUAAUGAGUGCAUCCCGCACAACGGCUGUCGCCAUGGCACCUGCAGCAUCCCCUGGCAGUGCACCUGCGACGAGGGCUGGGGUGGCCUGUUCUGUGACCAAGAUCUCAACUACUGCACCCACCACUCCCCAUGCAAGAAUGGGGCCACCUGCUCCAACAGCGGGCAGCGGAGCUACACUUGCACCUGUCGCCCUGGCUACACUGGUGUGGACUGUGAGCUGAAGCUGAGCGAGUGUGACAGCAACCCCUGUCGCAAUGGGGCCAGCUGUAAGGACCAGGAGGAUGGUUACCACUGUGCGUGCCCCCCAGGCUACUAUGGCACGCACUGUGAGCACAGCACCCUGAGCUGUGCCGACUCCCCCUGCUUCAAUGGGGGCUCCUGCCAUGAGCGCAGCCAGGGGACCAGCUACAUCUGCGAAUGCCCCCCCAACUUCACAGGCUCCAACUGCGAGAAGAAAAUGGACAGGUGCACCAGCAACCCGUGUACCAAUGGGGGCCAGUGCCUGAACCGAGGCCUGAGCCACACGUGCCGCUGCCGUCCUGGAUUCACAGGCCCCCGCUGUGAGCUCCACAUCCGUGACUGUGCCCGCAGCCCUUGCGCCCAUGGCGGAACUUGCCAUGACCUGGAGAAUGGAUUUGUGUGUACCUGCCCUGCUGGCUUCUCUGGGCGGCGCUGCGAGGUGGCACCAAUGCCCGGUGAUGCCUGCGCCUCUGGGCCUUGCUUCAACGGGGCCACCUGCUAUGCUGGCCUCUCCCCGGACAGCUUCGUCUGCAACUGCCCCUAUGGCUUCGUGGGUGGCCGCUGCGAGUUCCCUGUGGGCCUGCCGCCCAGCUUCCCCUGGGUGGCCGUCUCCCUGGGCGUGGGGCUGGUUGUGGUUCUGGUGCUGCUGGCCAUGGUGGCGGUGGCUGUGCGGCAGUUGCGGCUCCGGCAGCCAGAGGAUGGUGGCAGGGAGGCCAUGAACAACCUGUCAGACUUCCAGAAGGACAACCUGAUCCCUGCCACCCAGCUCAAGAACACAAACCAGAAGAAGGAGCUGGAAGUGGACUGUGGCCUGGACAAGUCCAACUGUGGCAAACAGCAGAACCACACAUUGGACUAUAAUCUGGCCCCUGGGCCCCUGGGCCGGGGGACCCUGCCGGGAAAGUACCUCCACAGUGACAAGAGCUUAGGAGAGAAGGUGCCGCUGCGGUUACACAGUGAAAAGCCCGAGUGUCGGAUAUCUGCGAUAUGCUCCCCCAGGGAGUCCAUGUACCAGUCUGUGUGUUUGAUAUCAGAAGAGAGGAACGAGUGUGUCAUUGCCACAGAGGUAUAAGAUGGGGCCUCCCCAGGUCAGCCUGGCAUCGCCCAGCAGCUGGACCUUCCUGCUGCAUUGUUUACAUUGCAUCCUGAAUGGGGCGUCUUCCAUAUGCAACGUGCUGCUCUCAGAGGAGGGAGGACGGCGGGAACUGGACAGACUGUGAACUGGCCAAGCGAUGCAACUCCCCUGCACACCUUGGGGCAUCCGCCUGGCAUCAGAUGGGCAGCUGCGCCAGCCAAGGCAACAGAGGAGAGGAGAGACGCCCUUCGAACCUGCCCUGCCAGCAAUGGAGCCACAUGUGGCUCUUUGGGACCCUCAGGGAUCCUCAGGCAGGGGGGCACUCCAGCCUGUUUUUCCAGAGUGGCAGUGGUUCUGUGGGCCUCCACUGACAUCGGUGUUUCCAAAAGUGCCUUCGGCCCAGGCUCUGUGGAGAUGGCCGGGCCAGAAUCUGAAGGGAGAUGGGACUAGGCAGGCAGGGCAGGGCCUGCUGGCAGACCGACAACAGGCCACUGGGGAUGGCUUUUGGCAGGAGUUGGGUAGUGGCCCUGCAGAUGAGGCAAAAGGUGCACUUUCCAUGGCCCCUGCCCUAGACCACUGUGUGUGGGCCUUUCUCAUCCCUCUCCCUGGCACGCCUCCCCUGGGCAAAAACGUGGGUAAGUCUUACCUGGCUCCCACUGCCUGCUGGCCCUGGCUGCCCCUGGGCAGAGGACCUGGUCCUUGGGCUCAGUUUGGCCACCAGGCCUACCAGAGAUGCUCCAGGAACUGGUGGUUGGAAUUUCACUGGGGGAAGAGAUUGGGUGCUGAGAUCCUUGCCUGCAACCUGGAGCCCGGGCUCUGACGGUGCCCACUACUGCCCUGCCCCACCCCCACCCUAGAAGCCGAUCUUCAGAAAUCAAUAAUAUGAGUUUUUAUUUUAUUAUUUUUUUUGUAGUUUAUUUUGGAGUCUAGUAUUUCGGUAAUUUAAGAAUCAGAAGCACUGACCUUUCUACAUUUUAUAACGUUAUUUUGUAUAUCAUGUGUAUUUAUAACAUGGAAGAGAUGUGUACAGGA
Molecule: messenger RNA, 3531 nt
Organism: Ochotona princeps (American pika)
Lineage: Eukaryota; Metazoa; Chordata; Mammalia; Lagomorpha; Ochotonidae
Gene: DLL4
Product: delta like canonical Notch ligand 4
Exons: 11
Coding region: 433-2496 (687 amino acids)
Biological process (GO): multicellular organism development; Notch signaling pathway; cell communication
Cellular component (GO): membrane
Molecular function (GO): Notch binding; calcium ion binding
Source: RefSeq, a predicted model, not a curated record